Molecule: messenger RNA, 1922 nt
Organism: Papilio machaon (common yellow swallowtail)
Lineage: Eukaryota; Metazoa; Arthropoda; Insecta; Lepidoptera; Papilionidae
Product: juvenile hormone esterase
Exons: 4
Coding region: 294-1913 (539 amino acids)
Source: RefSeq, a predicted model, not a curated record
ACGUCUGUACUUCGCCCCGCCAUUAUAUAUAAAAUUUAAUGACCGCUACAUAUGUUGCAAUAACUAUACUCAACUUUGACACAUCCUUGAUCUUGUAAAAUAUUAAGGGACUGCCGAUAUAGCAGCAGGGGAAAGUGUAACCACGCUCGAGGAAACAAACUAGAGUCUUACAACUACAAACUUAUUUCCUUGAUCAACAAACCUGGUCAAUCAUAUGUUGUAACUAACUAAUUCGGUUGAGCGAGCAGUCAGUAGGCAGCAGUAGCAAGCAGCAACGGUGUGGACCGCACAAGAUGCGCGCCCAGCAGUGGGUGGCGCUAUGGUCGCUGUGGGCAGCGCGCCUGGUGCCACAGCGCACGCCGACCGUGCGGGUGAGCGGCGGCCUUUUACGCGGUUACCUCGCCCCCGAUGGUUCCCACGCAGCAUACCUCGGCAUCCCCUACGCUACUGCCGGUAGAUUUCAGGUGCCGAAACCGGCGCCCGGCUGGAGCGGCGUGCUCGAGGCGCAGGACGAGCACAUCAGGUGCAUCCAAAGGUUCACGGCCACCACUAUUCUCGGAACGGAGGAUAAUUGUCUCACUCUAAACGUCUAUACGCCAAUAAACAGAAGUCCUAAGCUACCCGUGAUGGUAUACAUCCACGGCGGCGGCUUCCGGGACGGCUCCGGCUCCCCGUACAUAUACGGACCAGAGUACCUAGUUAGACAAGAAGUUAUCCUAGUCACUUUAAAUUAUAGACUAGAAGUAAUGGGAUUUUUGUGUCUAGGGAUCAAGGAAGCUCCGGGCAACGCCGGCUUGAAAGACCAGCUGGAAGCUUUGAGGUGGGUAAAGACAAAUAUCGAAGCGUUUGGUGGAGAUCCGAAUUCGAUAACGUUGUUCGGUGAGAGCGCCGGCUCAGCCUCUGUCAUGUACCAUCUCCUUUCCCCGAUGUCCGCGGGAUUAUUCGACAGAGCCAUAAUGCAGAGCGGCUCCGCAAUGUCGCCGUGGAGCUUCCAGUUCGAACCCGUGAGCACCGCAAGCGCGCUCGCAGCACAACUUGGUUACAACACCAGCGAUCCCUACGAACUUUACAAUAUUUUCAUCAAUACACCUGCAGAAAAAUUGCUCAGCACUCGCGUGCCGAGAGCUCGCGGCGACGUCGUGCUAUCUGAGAACAUCUUCGUGCCGUGCGCUGAGAAGAAAAUUGAAGGAAGUGAUCAAUUUCUUAGUGACACACCAUACAACUUACUCAUACUAGGAAAGUACACCAAGUUACCUAUUAUAGUCGGAUUUAAUAGCGCCGAGGGGUACAUGUUCGUCGGUAAAGAAAACGAUACAACAAUUUCAAAUAUGAAUUUUAUUGAUUCUCUGCCGAGAGACCUUAGUUUCCCCACGAUGGAAGAAAAGAAAAGCGUCGCCGACACUUUCAAUGAACUUUAUAUGAAUCACGAGAAAAUUUCUAAGAAUAAUUUAGUAAAGUUUUCUCGAUACCCGGGAGAGUCCGGGAUUACGUACCCAGUGGCGGCGACGGUGGAUCUGAUGCUGCAGAGCUCCGAGCGACCGCUGUACGCAUAUCAGUUCAGCUACUCCGGCUGGAUGAACGUCGUCAAGCAACUGUACGGGUUCGCGGGCGCGCCAGGCGCCACUCACGCCGACGAACUCUUCUACUUGUUCAAACUCAAAGCCAAAUUAUUUCAGUCCUUCCUCGAACUGGACAUGGUUGACAAGAUGACUACAAUGUGGACUAAUUUUGCAAAAUACGGGGAUCCUACGCCGGCCGUUACCCAAUUACUGCCAGUGAGAUGGCCGCCGACGCAAAAGAAUACUCCUCGCAUUUUAGUUAUAGACAAAGAGUUCACCACAGCGGCCCUGUGGAGCGGACAAACUUUAUUGUUUUGGAAUGAAACGUAUUCUAAAUAUAGAAGAAAAAGUUAAUACCUUUAC